AUGAGGCGAUCCUGGGAGAGGAAAUGCCUGAGCAACGGGCGGAAAAGCGCAGCGUCAGCACCGGCAUUCGCUUGUAGACCGCGCCUGAGAGGCCUGGAGGAGCUUUGGAACCUGUUUUCACAACUGCAGAGCCUCCUGGGGCCGCUCCUUGACAAAGGUGACUUUGGUCAGCUCUCCGGUCCAGACCCCCCAGGUGAGGUGGGCAAAAGAGCACCUGAUGGAGACUCCCGGUCCUCUCAUGAGCCUAUGGAAGAUACUGCUCCCAUGCUUUCCCCGUUAGCUUCCCCAGAUCCUCGAACCAAGCAUCUGGCCUCCACCCCAUCACCAGGCCCAAUGACCACCUCAGUCUCCUCCCUAAGUGCCUCCCAGGCACCAGAACCUUCCCUUCCCCCAGAAAGCCCCUCACCUGAGCCACCUGCACUUUUCCCUCACCCACUACACACCUCUGAUAGUCCGUCUCCUCCGAAAGCUUUCCCUGCUCCUCCCCUGCGGGACUCCACUCUGAUAAUUCCAUCUCACUGUGACUCAGUGGCACUUCCACUGGGCGCCGUCCCUCAAAGCUUGUCUCCGUGUAAGGAUUUGACGGCUUCUGUCCCAGCUAUCUCAGGCCUUGGCGGCUCAAACAGUCAAGUUUCUGCCUUCUCCUGGUGGCAGGAGACUACCAGAACCUGGUGUGUCUUCAACUCAUCAGUCCAGCAAGAUCAUCUUUCCCGCCACCCACCAGAGACCUGUCAGAUGGAAGCUGGUAGCCCGUUUUUACUCAACUCUGAUGGCCAGAAUGUCAUGGGUAUACAAGUCAUAGAAAGAGCCCAAGUCAACAUUUCGGAGGAAAAAGAAAACGAUGGAUCAUUUCCAAAACAAAUGAGCCCAGAAAAGCACUUGAAUUCUUUGGGGAAUUUGGUUAAAUCAUUGGAUGCUGAGCAGGACCCCACAACCCCAAAACCCUUCUGGAACAUGGGCGAGAACUCGAAACAGCUGCCCAGUCCUCAGAAGCUCUCAGAUCCUAGGAUCUUGCAGGAAAGUUUUCAGAAGAAUUAUAGCCAGCUUUUCUGGGGCCUCCCCUCUCUGCACAGCGAAUCCCUGGUGGCUAAUGCCUGGGUCACUGAAAGGUCUUACACUUUACAGUCUCCUCCUUUCUUGUUCAAUGGAAUUUCCAAUGUCUGCCCAAUUCAAAGGGAGACUACAAUGUCCCCACUGCUUUUCCAGGCCCAGCCCCUGUCCCAUCUGGGGCCCGAGUCCCAACCCUUUAUUUCAUCCACACCCCAAUUCCGGCCCAUACCUAUGGCUCAGGCCGAGGCUCAGGCCCAUCUUCAAUCCUCUUUCCCAGUCCUGUCUCCUGCUUUUCCAUCCCCGAUUAAUAACUCUGGAGUAGCUUGCCCUGCAUCGCAGAAUAAAGUGCAAGCUGUCUGCCUACCUGAAACUCAGCACCCUGAAUGGCCUUUGUUGAGGAAACAACUAGAAGGUGGGUUGGCUUUACCCUCUAGGGUCCAAAAAUCUCAGGAUGUGUUUAGUGUCUCCACUCCUAACCUUCCCCAGGAAAGCUUGACAUCCAUUCUGCCUGAGAACUUUCCGAUCAGUCCUGAACUCCGGAGACAACUGGAGCAACACAUUCAAAAGUGGUUCAUUCAACACCAGGGCAACCUGGGAAGGAUCCAAGAGUCUCUGGAUCUGAUGCAGCUUCGGGACGAAUCGUCAGGGACAAGUCAGGCCAAGGGCAAACCCAGGCCCUGGCAGUCCUCCACGUCCACAGGCGAAAACAGCAAGGAGGCACAGAAGGUGAAGUUCCAGCUGGAGAGGGACCCGUGCCCACGUCUGGGGCAAAUUCUGGGGCAGACCCCGCAAAAUCUAUCCAGGGGCAUGGAAAGCUUCCCAGGGAAGGUUCUGGGGGUGACCUCUGAGGAGUCAGAAAGGGACUUGAGGAAGCCCUUGAGGAGUGACUCGGGAAGUGAUUUAUUAAGACGCACAGAGAGGAAUCGUAUAGAAAACGUCCUGAAAGUCCACGUCGGCAGGAAGUUGGGCCAGAUGAACGAGGGCUUGAUCCCCGUGAGUGUGCGUCGAUCCUGGCUUGCUGUCAACCAGGCUUUUCCCGUGUCUAACACCCACGUGAAGACCAGCAAUCUAGCACCCCCGAAAAGUGGGAAAGCCUGUGUGAACACAGCCCAGGUGCUUCCCUUCCUCGAGCCGUGUACGCAGCAGGUGCUGGGAGCCCAUAUUGGGAGGUUAUGGGCCAAACACAGGUGGGGUCUACCCCUCAAGGUCCUCAAACCCAUUCAGUGCUUUAAACUGGAAAAGGUUUCGUCCUUGUCUCUUACACAGCUUGCCGGUCCCUCCUCAGCCACCUGUGAACCUGGGGCUGGCUCAAAAGUUGAGGUGGCCACGUUCCUUAGAGAGCCACCGAUGGCAAGUCUGAGAGAGCAGGUGCUGACCAAAGCAUCUGACAUGCCAGAGAGUCUGCUGGCCUCUUCCCCUGCAUGUAAGCAGUUCCAGAGGGCCCCGCCGGGGAUCCCAUCUUGGAAUGAUCAUGGGCCCUUGAAGGCUCCUCCAGCUGCACAGGAGGGCAGGUGGCCAUCUAAGCCCCUCACAUACAGCCUCACAGGCAGCACCCAGCAGAGCAGGAGCUUAGGAGCCCAGUUUUCAAGGGCUGUGGAGACCAGGGAGGCAGUGCCACAACCCAGAGUCCCCUUGGGAACCCGUAUGCUGGCAAACCUCCAAGCCACAAGUGAUGAUGUGCGUGGUUUUGAGGCUCCAGGGACCAGCAGAAGUUCUUUACUCCCUAAAAUGUCUGUCUCCCAAGAUCCAAGACAGCUGUGUCUUAUGGAGGAAGUUAUUAGUGAAUUUGAGCCUGGAAUGGCCACGAAGUCAGAGACCCAGCCUCAAGUUUGUGCCGCUGUUGUGCUCCUUCCAGAUGGGCAAGCGUCUGUUCUCCUCCAAGGUGGGCAUAGCAGUGACAGCGGAGCCAGGAUCAGCAGGAGGGUCAGGGACCUGGAGCAGAGAGCACCCCCGGUCCCCCGGGAGCUCAGGAGAGUGUGGCACAGAGCUGGGACCCUGACCGCUGAGGAUGGCCCGGGCCUGGCUGCUGCCGGUUCCCUCAGGAAACCAAGAGGCGAGUUCUGGGAUGUGGAGGAGCGGGAUGUGGUGCCCACGGCUCAGGCUAGGAGAAGGGCCACGGGCAACGCUGAGAGACCAACAAGAACACAGGAAGCCGCAAGCCCUGAGCCCUUCUGCGGCUCAGUCUCCACGAGGUGCAGCAAGGCCAGCAAUGGAGAGGCCCACAGAGACCUCCCGCAGGAACCUCACAGAGACCUCCCGCACAGAGUCAGCACGCUGGGACCUCUCUCUGCCACACAGAAACACACUGCAGCCUCCGCAGAGACCCCACGGAGCUCUCAGAGACCUCGUGGUGCCCCACAGAGACCUAGCACAGAGAUUCCCAGAGUCCUCACCCAGAGAACCCCACAGAGGCCACACUGA
Mandrillus leucophaeus (drill) is the source of this 3471-nucleotide messenger RNA. RefSeq names its product spermatogenesis-associated protein 31A1-like. The record is from RefSeq and is a predicted model, not a curated record. Lineage: Eukaryota; Metazoa; Chordata; Mammalia; Primates; Cercopithecidae. Bases 1 to 3471 code for a protein of 1156 amino acids. The transcript has 5 exons.